AUGGAGAAACAGUCUAAAGGCGUCGAGUGCUGGACUUGUGCAGAUGUUGGAGCCUGGCUAAAGGAAAUUGGGUUUGAUAAGUACACAGAACUGUUCUCAUCAGUACACAAGAUUGAUGGCAAAGUCCUCUUAAGUCUGACAGAGACAGAUUUGAGGCAUCCACCACUUCAGCUCAAGGUCCUAGGUGAUAUCAAACGCUUAUCGCAACAUAUUCAGCAACUCCAGUCUUAUUCUGCGAUAGAACAUUCAGCAGGUGUGUAUUUAGAAGGCAAAGGCAAGGAUAGAAGAAUAUAUACUACCUCAAGUAUAGUUCGGCACAGGGCAUCCCUGAAAGAGGAAAAUGGCCCGUUUGAUGAUGUUGAUGGAGUUCUUCACAAUAAAGUACACCAUAUGACGUCUUCGGAUGCAGACUCAUCCGCAGAUAUACCUCCAGAAAUAUGGAAGACAGUGCUGAGUUUUGUCUAUGUGUUUGCUGUCUUCAUGCUGACAGCAUUUGUGAUGGUGGUGGUGCAUGACAGAGUGCCUGAGAUGGAUAAAUAUCCACCUUUACCGGAUUUGUUUCUGGACAAUAUGCCGUAUGUGCCCUGGGCUUUUGAAGCUUGUGAAAUUGUUGGUCUGCUGUUGGCAGCUAUGUGGUUUUCUGUUUUGCUUUUUCACAAACACAGAUUUGUAUUAAUGCGUCGCAUGUUCUCUCUGAUGGGAACUAUUUUUCUUCUGCGUUGUGUUACUAUGCUUAUAACCUCACUAUCAGUGCCUGGAAAACAUUUACAAUGCAGUGGAAAGCGUUACGCUGAUUGGUACAGCCGGUUCUAUCGCACCUUUGAGAUCUGGAAAGGAAUGGGAAUGUCAUUACAGGGAGUUCGCUCAUGUGGAGAUUACAUGUUCAGUGGGCACACGUCCAUCAUCACUCUUCUCAAUUUCUUCAUUACUGAAUAUACACCACGGAAGUACUACUAUGUUCACAUUGUUUCGUGGGUGCUCAACUUUUUCGGCAUAUUCUUCUUGCUGGCCGCCCACGAGCACUACUCCAUUGAUGUUUUCAUGGCCUUCUACCUGUCCUCUCGACUGUUCAUGUAUUACCACACUCUUGCCAAUAACCGAGCUCUGAUGGCUCCCGAUGCCAGACGCACCCGAGUAUGGUUCCCGUUGUUUGCAUUCUUUGAGUCCAAGUGUGAAGGACGUGUGCCUAACCAGUUUGAGCAUCCUUUGGGAAGCAUUGUUCUGAGUUUGAAAUCUUUAACUACCUGGACAGUGUCAUCCUGCGGCGCUGUGAACCAACACAUAUCACGAAGGCUGUAUACUGAAGCCACAUCUGGUGCCUUAGCAGAGGGUCAACAGUAG
Messenger RNA from Candidula unifasciata, 1341 nucleotides. The record is from the annotation of a GenBank genome assembly. Lineage: Eukaryota; Metazoa; Mollusca; Gastropoda; Stylommatophora; Geomitridae.